GCUGGCGCACAGACGGAAUUCGAGGUGACAGUGACCAAACAACGGAGUGAUGGGCACGUGAGUGAAGCCGGACUUUUCAGCAAACAGGGCAUUCUCAGCACGGUCUCCUCUCACCCUGCUGUGCUUUCGGGGCAAGCUUCAGCAAAUCUCUUUUUCCUUUGAUAGUGAACACACGAUGCUGUUGGUGUGAGAACACUGGAGAUGCCUGUUGGCUGCUCGAAAGCAAUUGUUGUGCGUCACAUCUCCUUUCGGAUUCCUUGCUCGGGAUAUCGUGUGCAUGGUCCUAUGCCUAUUCGGCGGAGGUCCGCUGAUUGAAUUUUCUGCAGGAGGGGGCCAGUGAUCUGGCCUCGUGUGGGCAGAAGCUGUACGGUAUCUCGUGUAGGUGUUCCCAAAGGAAGUUGCAGUGCAUUGCAGGUAACUAACUCUCUGCUAUGUACGAGGCUGAAGGCCAACCUGGCUGUGUGAUAACACAGCUGUCUGUGCAGUGUCUUAAGGGUGCACACGACGCCGCGGAUUCAGCCCCCGAGUAAUGAUGACGAUCAGCCCCCGAGUAAUGAUGACGAUCUACAACUUGUCACAGCAUAGUGGUGUGCAGACGAAUGGCUGGGCCGUGCUUCACGAGUCCAUCCAAAUUAUAACUCGAGAGAGGCACUCUCAGGGGUCCCAGGUUGUUGAUUGAACUCCACGGCCUUUCAGAAUUCUGCUGCUCUGCUGUGCAGGUCGAGAAUACCGAACACAGCUCCAUGGAGGGUCAGGAGCACAGGCAUUGCAGCUUCUUCAACGAGGGAACAUUGUGGAGCCAAUCCACCCGGGCAGGGAAUCGAGGUUGUACUGAGCCCGAGACCCAGCUGAGAAACAGUGGGUUGAUGCUCAAGAAGAUGAUCACGAGGUGCUCUCAGACUCUUGAGCCGGAUUCCGGGGGGAUGCGACUUACCUUGUUCUCAAGAGAACUGAGGAGGUGGCUGGCAAACAGAUAUUUGCAUGAUUUGCAUUGGAUUAACACGCGGUCAAUUUGUGCGCACAACUCUCUCGUCACCCUGGAGAGAAGUUGUGGUGGGAAUUUGUGGAUGCUGCCGACACCUGCAUUGGCUGUUGUGAUCUGGGAUCUUCUUACAUACAUAUGCAUUGGUUGGAAAUCCAAGCAAGGUCUGCAGACCUCAGCGGAUGUCCUGAAGCUUAAGCAAUUGUUGUGGCAAAGGACUGCAGCUCUUUCUCCCCAGUCUGUGGAAGUGCUUGGAUUGUUUCCAGACAGGGUUUUGUAGAGGCACAGUUGGGGAAAGCACAUCUACAUUAUUGCUCAUUUGACGCGAUUUAGUCAGUGUGUCCGACGCUCUCGCCCAACAUUCUCUCCCGACGUGUGUGCAGAUGGGGGGCGUGAUUUCAGUCUCUGAUGUAUGUGUUUCUUCCCGAGGCGAGGGGAUUUCGGUGUUCUGCUGCGCUUCGCUGGGGCAAAACGAACUUUUGGAGUCGCACAGAAGGCUGUAGCCCAAAGUGGAGCUGUACAAUGAGAGGAGGAGGGAGAUCGGGGCAUCUAUGCUGGGAGCAAGCGGAACUCGCUGUCGAGGGAUCUUGCAUGCGUCUUCCAGCGGACUGUUCCCAAGGCUAUAUAGCGUGCUGAACGUGACGAGCACUCUUGCAGGUAUGUAGAGUGCAUUGCAGGAGCUAGUCCUUGAGGUUUUGCCCCUUGAAGUCCAUGCUUGCACCAAAGGAAUUUUGAGGUUAUGUACGAGCCACAGGACGACAAAUGUAGAUGAACCGAAAUUUCCCAUGCGACUUUACUGUGCCUGGCCAUGAACCAGAGUUAAAAGAGUCGAUGGCUGGGAGAACACGAACACUCUAGUGACGAGUGCAUCGUAGAAUAUAUUCGAAAAGACUGAUUUUCAGGCUGUGGGCCUCGGCUCCGAGCCUGGCUUAUUGUUAUGAAAUCCUGACCUAAGGUCUGACUAACUAUAAUGGUUAUAUAGCUGUUAUAGUUGUCAAAUAGAAUGAGACUUAUCCUGCUAUGGAUGGGGACAGUGAUAAUCUAAUGACAAUUAUGACAUAUGUAGAGCAUGAUGUUUAGCCUGAGCGCUCUGAAAAGUAGAUUUACCAAUGCUCUGAAGGCCAUAUCUUUAGGCAAGUAAGAGUGGUAUAUCAAGUAACCGACCGGCGAAUCGUGUUCUGUUUUCCGUUUGUUUUUUUUUUUAACUUUUUUUCGUUUUUACUUCGCAUCCAAUGCAAGUCGUUGGUGAUACUGAACUCGGUUCUCUUCAAACUGAAAAAAUCGCCUUCGUGUGGAUUUCGACGUUCUCAAGGAGGAUGGGGAUGUGAGCAGUGUGAGGGAGGAAGACGUCGUCGAUGGCAUUUUAUCAGGGGGAGUCAAAGAGUGUUGUUUGUGGUGACUGGUAAACUUUCCAGAACUCAUUAAUUGAUGAAAAAAAACAAAAGAGAAAUGCCUAU
Chara braunii is the source of this 2439-nucleotide messenger RNA. The record is from the annotation of a GenBank genome assembly. NCBI's taxonomy places the organism in Eukaryota, Viridiplantae, Streptophyta, Charophyceae, Charales, Characeae.